UUGAAGAAUGAAGAGCAUGUGAAAGAUGUUUUCCCUCCCUUUGCCAGGUUUUUCAACCUCACAUGAAACACUUUAACUUAUAUAUGCGUUCUACAAUCUCAACAGCAAUUUGUGAAUGGACCUAAACGACCCAUAUUUAUAACUCGUGCCUCAACAGAGCGCCUGAGGAAAAAAAAAACUUUGUUUACAUGUCACGAUUACAUAUUACACAGUUUACUUAAUCGUAUUUCUAUAAAAAAAAAAAAAAAAGUGUCACAUAAAUCACAAUAUGUGUUUCCAGGGUGAAACCUUUCGCGAGAAUUGGUUUUUCAGCUGUGAGAUUGCACUUCACUUCACACACAUUGUUCAGUAUUUUCCAAGUUCUUCCUACCGUCUUGGGAAGUUUCUGGGUGAGCCUCGACUUCAUGUAGUCGAUUCAGUUUUCCAGCAGGCUCAUGUGUUUCGUUUGCAAGUAAAAGUUGCCAAAAUUUUAGUUUUGUCGUAUCUAAUAUCCGAUCAAUCUUUAUUUCUAUCUUUAUCCAGUUGAAAUCAGUCGCUAAAUGUUUUACAUGUCCUAAUCGGAUAUGACACUGUCUUUGAUCUAAUCCUUUGGAAAGUCCUAUUUAACGCCUGAUGGCAUCAGAUUCCGGACGUAAAAUGACAAAAAGAACUAAGUGCUUUGGACUCAUUAAUCUUCAGAAGACCCACUUUAAUAGUGCUGAACAGUAAAUAUCACAAAAAAAGCUAAUAUUUCUACCUUUUCAUUUUAUUUGCAACACAAAAAAUUAAAAAUUGCCAAUUAAGGGAAUUGAUUCAAUAAAAGUUUCUCGAUGAGUUUGAACUUGAAAAACUUAGAAAAAAAUCUUGAAUUAUCAGGAAUGAUCUAGUAAAAUUAUAGAAGGCAAUUAACACUGAAACAAAAGCAAUCAGAAACAUAGGCUUGUUUACCUUAAGCUUUUUACUGUACAAAUAUAAUGCUCCUCAUUUCUUUGAAGCUAAUUUUUAUCAUCAAUUGUAACUAUUCAAAAGCGCACCGCUAAUUCCUUAAAUUGAAGAUGUCUUCAAUUAAUGGUUAAAACUGUAUUGAUUUUGGAAAUACCUGGUGAUGCAGCCCCGCCGAAAGGAGAACAGCAAAGUGAAGAACAAUUAACAACCAAGGAUUAGUUUAUACACUCAGACAUAUAUGUUUGUUUUGAAGAAAAACCGGGUUUCCGUCCCAAGACAAGAAAGUUAAACAACACAUUGAAAUCAUUCGUGGUGUUUUUGAAAUAAACUGCUCAAUAUGUGAUGGGUUCAGAAAUAAAUUGUUGAAGAGCCUCAAGCAAGCAGCAUAGUGUCCCAAAUUAGAUUCUGCUCUAUAUCUGAGUGUUUUGCAAAUCUUGAAAUUGUUGUCAGUUUUAGCGUCUAAAGAAACAAAACACCUCGAGUGUCCGGAAGAAAAUAAUUCCUGAACAACCUGUGCGACCACGAAGCAAUGAACUCGAUACAAAACGAAAGCUUGGUAUCAGAGACGAACUCUUCCAAUUCAAGUGCAAGUAAUUUGACAACAGCUCUUCACGCCGCUGUGAUCAUCUUUAUAAUGACCUUAAUAAUUCUUGGAAAUCUUCUGGUGCUAAUUGUAACUUACCGCCAAAGAAGCCGUCCUAGCGUGCGAGUAGCAAACAUGUUCAUUGCCAAUCUCGCUGUUGUGGAUCUCUCAAUUGCGGUAUUACUGUUUCCAUUUUCUGUUGUGACGAUUUUGCUUCGCCGAUGGCCCUUUGGAGAGGCGUUAUGUAAGUUCAAUGGCGCCACUAACAUGAUGGCGGGUGCAGCUUCUAUUCUAAUAAUGGCGGUUAUCAGCUUUGACAGGUAUCGUGCAAUAGUUUCCCCACCGGGCAGUAAGAUCACCCCUAAACAGGCCUGGGUACUACUAGCCAUAGUCUGGACGUGGUCCAUCAUCAUUGGUGUUCUCCCAGUUCUUGGUUGGAACCAAUACGCACACAGCUCUCUGAGCACCAUGUGCAAGAUUUCUUUUAGCGAGGGACGCGGCUACAUCCUCCUUGUGAUAAUCAGCUGUUUUGUGAUCCCAUUAUUAACAAUGUUCUACUGCUAUCUACGAAUUUUCCUCAAGGUGCGUUUCCACAAGAGGCAAGUGCAACGAUGGAGUGACAACAGGCAAUCACAAAAAAAUUUUAGGCGUGAAACGAAGACAGCGCAAGUGGUUUUCACGGUGCUUUUCGUUUUUGUUGUGUGUUGGACCCCGUUUGUCAUUGUCCAUUUUCUGCAGUCACUUCCGACAAUUAGCAUUUCACGAAUUGUUUUUCAUUCAGUGACUCUUGUAGCGGGCGUGCAUUCUGCCUGUAACCCAAUCAUCUAUAUCACGAUGAACAGAACAUUUCGUAACGAAUUGCACCAAGUAUGCCAGUGCGUCAUUUGUGGGCGAGUCAAAUGCUGUGGUGCUGACAACCUUGUACAGCCACUCAGCUUUGAAACCAGUUUCACGCAAAGAUCAUGAAAAAACACUUACCUCUUUGUUGCUAAGAUUACUGCGGCUACAAGCCAGUGAAGUCGAAAGGGGAUGUAUCACAACAUAUCACAGUCGUUGUGACGGAGACAUGACGCAAUGCAGUCAUAAUCAAGUGAAGAAAGUAUUACCAUAGAGUGACGUUGCAGGGUAACUGCUUACUGAUAUAGGUUGGCCGCUCAAAACAGGUUCCACAUGAUGGGGAUGUUACAAAAAAGGCCAUUUUAUCCAUAAUUAACCACUAUUGUACAAAAACUCUUCAAAAAUACUUCUAACAUUGAUUCCGGGAGGUAAACAUAGACCAAAUCAUACUUGAAAGAUUAUUGUUCGUUUUGUUUGAAUGGUUCCGCUUUAAGUGACUUUUCAGUACAAGUAGAAGACAAAACAAACAGACCGAUGGGACUUAAUAAAGGGUGACAACCACCGCUUAAUAUAAUUAAGUAAGCGCUAAAUAGAGGUGAAAUUAGAGUAACUAAGGAGGGGAAAAUUAAGGAAUUGGACAAAAGAGGACAAUUGUUUCCUAAAACUGACCUGCCGGUUUACGGAAAAGUUGAAAGUUAUCAGAGAAAAACUGAUCAAGGAUUGAAAAUUGGCACCAAGGAAAGCUCGCCCUUGAACGUGCAGCUCCACCUUAUUUAUGCACCUUAUAACUGAAGAAUCAUAUGCUCAAAUGAAAGACAGUAACUUUAUUUCAGCAUCUAAGUCUGAAAACUAUGAAAUACAGUACAAACAAUGUUCAAAUUUUUAACCGCAGCGAGACCCGCUACAUGCGUUUUAUCACUAUUAUCAACGUUUACCUAUAAAAUCCGGUCACUAAGAACGAUUAAUUUCAGAACCAAGUUUCUAAAAAUAGCAAAAAUUAAAAAAAAAACACCAUACAUCCAUGUAAUUACGCUUCAAUAACAAAUCAAAAUACAUUAAGAUAUAUGAAUCUCCCACAUUUAAGGGCGAAAUCAAACCUUACGAAUUAUACAAUAUAACGUAUGCGAAAAAAUGGGAAUUAUCAUGCCAUUUCAAAUAAAUUUUGAUGAAACUUUCUAGAAGUCAAAAUGAUUUUUGAGAUGAAAUGAUUAGAUAAAGCUUGCAGUGAAAAUGUCAGAUUGACACAAAGUACGUUUAACUAUUAGCUAGACACGAUUAAAAGGCAUUUAUCAGA
Molecule: messenger RNA, 3638 nt
Organism: Stylophora pistillata
Lineage: Eukaryota; Metazoa; Cnidaria; Anthozoa; Scleractinia; Pocilloporidae
Product: 5-hydroxytryptamine receptor 4
Biological process (GO): G protein-coupled receptor signaling pathway
Cellular component (GO): membrane
Molecular function (GO): G protein-coupled receptor activity
Source: RefSeq, a predicted model, not a curated record